UACUUAAUCACACUCUAAAGACAAUUGAUUUAUGCACGCUCUAGCCGUGAUUCUUUAUUUAUUGACUAUUUUCCUUCCCUACAACAUCUAGUAGCUAGAAAGUAUUGUUCUUUUUCUGUUCCAUUUCUGUAUCAGGUGUACUGGUGCAACUGGACACUGAGCUACAUUGCAAAGGCAAGGCAUGAGCAACAACAACAACAACGGUUCCGAUGAUACCAGUAGUAUUGAGUCCUGGUCGCCCACCAUCAAGUCACGAUGGCGAUUUUCCAUGGAUGAACAGCAUAUCCUGGAGACAAACUACCAGCACGCGCCGAAUCCCAAACAAGACACGAUUGAUCGGUUAGCACGCACACUCCAAUGUCCAAAGAAGACUGUUACGACGUGGUUUCAGAACAGGCGCGCCAAACAAAAGAGACAACGGACGUUGCUGCAGCAGGAGGAAAGCUAUUACCACCAACAGCAAUCUGAUCAACAGCAGCAGCAGCAGUUACUACUGUUACAGCAACAGGAGCAGCGGUAUCAGCAUUCAGUUGCUAUUGAUUAUCAUAACCAGUGGUUACAGGAGCAGAACAGCAUGGCGAUGCUCCAUGAAGAACCAAUGCUACUUACGCCGCCGCCACUGCCUGAUACCAGCCAGGACUUGUAUCAGUAUUCAGCGACCCAACAACAACAGCAACAAGGAAUGGUGGCAGCCAUACUGACACAGCAGCAGCAGCAGCAGCAGCAGCAGCAGCAGCAGCAACAAGCUCAACAGCUGCUACAACAGGAUGAAGCUGCAUGUUUGUAUUGCCCCAUGCACGCUGCACAGUACUACUACCAUUACUACGACGCAGCAUCGACUGUUCCGAUUGGCAACUCAAAUUGUUGGCCCUCUUGCUACUGUUACUGCGCAACUAACAAUGCUGUGGAUAACGCCAACCUCAUCAACAGUAGCAACAGUAGUAGCAGCAAUAAAAGCGUUCAAGACCCAUCACCGUUUACCUUUCAAGCGCAAUAGUUGAUAGAAAACUAAAUCUCAAAAUUAAAAACCAGUUGUGUCCUUUUCUUCCAAUUAACAAAAGAUUUUCUUGUCAUGUAUGCAAAUUCUUUUUUGAAAGGUUCGUGUAAUGGUUUUACAGAUCUGUAACGUAUUAAGUAGAAGAGAAGACAAAAAAAGAGGAAAUAUCGAUUGCUGCGUGGGUGUGUAUGCUAUGUCCUUUUUGAUUCGAAUAGGUCUUUUUUUUUUUUGUUAUUUUUUGGUGUUGGUCUGAUUU
Molecule: messenger RNA, 1253 nt
Organism: Zychaea mexicana
Lineage: Eukaryota; Fungi; Mucoromycota; Mucoromycetes; Mucorales; Lichtheimiaceae
Exons: 1
Coding region: 182-997 (271 amino acids)
Molecular function (GO): DNA binding
Source: RefSeq, a predicted model, not a curated record